Messenger RNA from Anopheles cruzii, 710 nucleotides. RefSeq lists its product as uncharacterized. Gene Ontology annotation, biological process: regulation of cell cycle. The coding region runs from base 99 to 566 and encodes 155 amino acids. The transcript is spliced from 2 exons. Lineage: Eukaryota; Metazoa; Arthropoda; Insecta; Diptera; Culicidae. The record is from RefSeq and is a predicted model, not a curated record. Gene Ontology annotation, cellular component: nucleus; cytoplasm.
GUAGUCGGUUCGCUCGUAUUUCGCAACAUUAGCCAAGGCGCAGUGUGUGCACUUGUUAAAGAGGUCAAGCAACUCGAAAACAAACCAGCUACAUAAGGAUGGUCCUGAAUCAAACCGGUGCGUUUGAAAUGAAUUCCGGAUUUCAAACGGUAGGCGUUGGGGCGAGUGCAAGGAAAGCGCUGCUGAGUGCACUUCAAGAUAAACGACUGGUGAUAGGGUUGGGAAGUGCAAUUCGCAGCCUAGCAAAGGAACCGGAUCAGUUUACGUUCUGUUUUCUGGCGCCAGCCCAUCACGACGACAGUGGCGCACAUCUGCAGGAAGUGCUCCUGGAGGCGUUUUGCCUAGAGCAUGAUAUCUACAUUAUACGGGUCGAUAGCGCUUACAAACUCAGCCGACUAGUACAAUCUUCGAUGGAAACUUCGUGCGCUUUGGUACGGAAAUUAUCGACGCGAAUGAUCCGCCGAAUGACGAGUGCUUACCGACGUUCCGAAAGCAUUCUGGUCGAGCACUGUGAGCUGUACUUGGAUGAGCCUCAUAAGCCCGUUAUUAAAUUGCCCGAAAAGUGAAGCCUGACAGCAACAGAUACUGAGAACCAAAGAUGGAAUAGAUCACAUAGAGUGCGUGUCCACGCAGCAGUAGAUUGCGAAACGCUAAUCGCAAGAUCUUCCUCAAUCGCCAGGAACUAAUCAACACAAAGCCGGUGUUCAGAU